AUGACUUUGACAUUUAGGGUUUGGUUGCAAUCUUUUGCAGACACACCAACUCCAUGGCAGAUGGGUUUUCAAGACCCAGCGACUGCAAGCAUGGAGGGUAUUAUUGAUCUGCAUCACGACAUCUGCUUUUUCCUGCUAAUCUUGGUUUUAGUUUUGUGGGUAGGCGGCCGUAUUGUGACGAGCUUUCAUCGUACACAACGACCAGAGACAGAACGAUUCACGCACCACACCAAUCUGGAACUGGUGUGGUCCAUUUUACCAAGUUUAAUUGUAACCCUGAUUGCAUUGCCCUCUUUAACCUUGAUCUACACCUUUGAUGACUUGGUGGCAAAACCAGCACUCACAGUCAAAGUGGUCGGGCGUCAGUGGUUCUGGUCUUAUCAAAUGAAAGAGCACAUCCAACAGUCCCUAGUCAACCCAGACUUGUUGUUGGACCUUUCAAUCUCGAGGGUCAUUAAAGACGGCCCUCAGCAUCACUUUUAA
Monoraphidium neglectum is the source of this 483-nucleotide messenger RNA. NCBI's taxonomy places the organism in Eukaryota, Viridiplantae, Chlorophyta, Chlorophyceae, Sphaeropleales, Selenastraceae. The record is from the annotation of a RefSeq genome assembly.